Molecule: messenger RNA, 2380 nt
Organism: Ochlerotatus camptorhynchus
Lineage: Eukaryota; Metazoa; Arthropoda; Insecta; Diptera; Culicidae
Product: collagen alpha-1(IX) chain-like
Exons: 11
Coding region: 61-2379 (772 amino acids)
Biological process (GO): extracellular matrix organization
Molecular function (GO): extracellular matrix structural constituent conferring tensile strength
Source: RefSeq, a predicted model, not a curated record
AGAAUAUCUAGUUAGCUAUGCCCGGUGCUCAAGGGUAAUAGUGGUAAUCAGAUAGUGAUAAUGAGAAGAAAGCUAUUCCUAAUAAUACAGCUGCGCAUUGCUGUUGCUUUGGCACAGGACAUUUUUGGCUUCGGAGACUACGAGGAGGGUCCAUGUGGUCGCUGGAAGCCAGGUGAUGUCGAUCUACGCUCGUUCGAUCUGAUCCGGGAGUUCCAACUGGAAUCGAGCAGCCGGCAUGUGCACAGCAUCGAGGGUACCAACGUGCUGCAAACGGCUUACCGGUUGGAAAACGAAGCCAAUCUGACCAUGCGGGCGGUAGAUGCAUUCCCCCUGGGGCUUCCUCAUCAGUUUUCGCUGGAGUGUACCUAUAGGACGGAAAGCGAACCGGUAUCGGCGUGGCAUCUGUUCGAGGUCACGAACGAGCAUCACGAAAGUCAACUGGCCGUGACGAUGAAUCCUGGAAUGCAAACGCUGGAAAUAGGACUAACCGGGUUGGGGGGAGACCUGCAGGUCAUUGAGUACCACCAUUCUGCGCUGUUCGAUCAACGCUGGCAUAAGAUCAUGUUGGGAGUGACGAACGACUAUCUGAAUCUCUGGGUUGAUUGCCAACCGGUUCGGGACGUGGAGGGUAACUUGAAUGCACCGCUGGAGACACGAGGUCGCUUCGAUACCAACAACGGAUACGUUUCAAUAUCCCGGUAUGCGGAAACCUCCGUCAUGGAACCGGAGUCCCCAGUCGUGGAUCUGCAAUGGAUGGUGAUGAACUGUGAUCCUACGCGACCAGCUCGUGGAACUUGUGACGAGCUACCACUGUACGAUGUAGCGUACGUGGGAAAUCGUUUACCCACAGGGGAGGAGCCAAAAGCUGACUGCAAUGCGGUGUGUCCUCCUGGGUACAAUGGGACUGAUGGACUCCCAGGCCUUCAGGGUGCCCCGGGGCUUCCGGGAGUUAAAGGAGAACCUGGCUCAAAUGGUAGACGAGGUCCUCCUGGUCCUCGGGGACUGGAAGGUCCUUCAGGAGCAUCCGUUAGAGGCGAAAAAGGUAGCAUGGGUCAAAAGGGAGAAUCUGGCUCAGCGGCAGCAGCUGGGGUAGCUGUCAUAGGACCACCAGGCCUGCCUGGACCUCAAGGGCCACCCGGCGCUGGUAUCAAAGGGCAGAAGGGUGACCAAGGCGAGAUUGGACCACCGGGACAAAGAGGUGAAUCGAUUCGAGGACUAGACGGACUACCAGGGCAACAAGGAUUAACAGGACUGCCAGGAAUUGGAAUUAGAGGUGAAAAGGGCGAUCAAGGAGAUACCGGACCUCCCGGACGACCAGGAGAUUCAUCUCCUGGAAUUCCAGGUUAUAAAGGAGAUAAAGGAGAACCAGGUGAAGUGACCGCUGCUUUCGGUUCUGUUGGUGAGAAAGGAGACAAGGGAGAUAGCGGAGCACGUGGACCAACUGGUAUUCAGGGACUCCCGGGGGCACCGGGUACUAUGGGACCUCCAGGAAUGCCGGGAGCUCCAGCUGUUGAAAGCAGUUAUGCUACGGGGAACAUCGGUUUGGCUAUCCCGGGACCUAGAGGUGCACCGGGUGCACCGGGAGUUCCAGGUCUACCAGGACCCCCGGGACCUCCCAGCUCUUCAGGCGAGGCGUCAUCUUCAGGUGGUGGUAGAUAUUUCGAAAACAUGAUGUCCUAUGGGCAUCGUGGGCCUGUGGGCUACACGGGACUUCCAGGAGAGCGAGGUGCCGGUGGUGAUCGAGGACCAGAAGGUGGGUCGGGUUUGCCAGGAGUUCCGGGACAGGACGGUGCUCCUGGAAUGCAAGGUUCUCCAGGAGUUCCAGGGCAGCCUGGUGCAACAGGUCUUCCUGGAUUACCGGGGAGAAGUUACACAGAAUCAGAAGUACGGGAUAUAUGUGCGGCAGUUUUGAGAGAUCAUCUAGCGGAGUUGACUGAAGGUUUGAUGGGACCACCUGGGCUUCCAGGAGUAUCAAAGACUGGCAAACCAGGUUUGCCUGGAAAACCUGGACAAAAAGGCGAACGUGGCUAUCCAGGAUCACCAGGGGAUCGUGGAUACCCUGGAGAACAGGGCAACUCUGGUCUUCCAGGUACUCCGGGAGAUCGUGGAGAGCCUGGCUUGGAGGGUAGACCAGGACACGAUGGUUUUGGUAGGGAUGGUGCUCCAGGACCAGUUGGGCCUCCAGGACCACCAGGUCAAUCAGUUCAAGGUUUACCAGGUCGGCAGGGCGAAACGGGCCAAACGGGAAAACCUGGCGUUCCAGGUCUGCGUGGUGCACAGGGCAUUUCCGGUGUGUGUCCCAAUGAUUGCUUUCUUGCUGCAGCCGCGGCUGCACAAAGCUUUCGCACCAAUCAGCAAACGAAAGGUCCGUCGUACUAGU